UGGCGGCCUUGUGUAUUGACGAAAAAUAUCAAUUGUAUGGCGAAUGAAUGUGUUUACUCGAUCGAAGGAAGAUAAUGGCUACAGGGUGAGAAGGACAGUCUUUCAAGAUGUCGAUGAAUUACGUGGGUAGCAUCUCCAUCUUGGAUCGUGGAGAUGCUCCCGCCCGCGCCAUCAUUGACAAAAACAAACGUUCCCUGGCCCAGCGCAUCGCCGACGAGACCAAAGAUGAACUGGAGAAGGUCAUGCACAGGGUGGAGGAUAUUUAUGAGUCCUAUGAACAGAGUACCCAGGAUAUGUUUUUGACACAUGGUGCUAAUGUGGAAUACAUAGAAGAUAUAAAAGAAUUGGAGGAGAUUCUGAAUGAUCAGCUUAAAAAGAAAAAGUAUGAACAAAAGGUGACAGUUUUCAUCGUUGGAUUUGAGAAUAUGUCCAAUCAAAGACUUCGUCUUAUUCAGCAAGUCAAUGAGGUAUGUUCAAUCAGAGACUGUGUCUUAUACAGCAAGUCAGUGAGGUAUGUCCAAUCAGUGACUGUGUCUUAUAUAGCAAGUCAAUGA
Molecule: messenger RNA, 554 nt
Organism: Saccostrea cuccullata (small rock oyster)
Lineage: Eukaryota; Metazoa; Mollusca; Bivalvia; Ostreida; Ostreidae
Exons: 5
Coding region: 108-554 (148 amino acids)
Source: RefSeq, a predicted model, not a curated record